CGCCACAGCCGCUCUGAUGAGGUUCUCUGAAGGAGACAUGUCAGAUCAGCAACAUCCUGAGACCAGCGCCGUGCUGAGAGUUUCGCACCUGCCUCUGGUUCGUUCUGCUUUACAGUCGGUGACAUCAGUGUACUCAGAGGUCAAAGGGCGUUACCCUCUGUUGGGACUGAUGGGAGGAGUGGCUGAGGUCAGAGCUCGCAGCAUCUCCCAAGUGGCCAUGAGACGAGCCACGCCCCUUCUCCAGAGCCUGGAGCCUCAGAUUGAAGUUGCCAACAAUUUGGCCCUCGUUGGUCUUGACCGUCUGGAGAGGAACUUCCCCAUCCUGAACCAGUCAGCAGACGAGGUGAUGGGUCACCUGGUGGACGCCCUCUUCCUGACGCUGGACGACGUUCAUGUGCGGGUGGUGGGCGGUCUGGAUGGAGCUCUGGAUUGGUUGGAGCGUCUGGCUGAGGCGGCUCGGGCAGGGGCGCAGUGGCUGCAGGACUCUGAGGGGGGCCAGGCAGCCGCAUCUGUGCUGGGCCGUCUGGAGGACUCCACCGCCACCUACCUGCCCCUCCCACCCACAAUGCGUCAGGAGUGGGAGGUGAGGGUGCAGGGGUAUGAGGAGGAGGAUGAGGGUGACGAGCCCAGUGUGCGGACGAGGGCCCGCCGCCUCCUGCUGAGUCUCGGCCUGCAGCUUUAUCACCGUCUGGUGAAGGUCAGAGAGCAGCUGCGGAGCGCCGCCAUGAGGCUGCCAGACACCGCAGAUAAGUUGGGUCUGCGCCGGGUCCUGGAGCUGGUGGGGGGCCUGCUGCAGUACCUGCGCAGCCUUCUGGUGGCACUGCUGUGCCAGGCCCAGAGUCUCAGAGAGCUGACCCUGAACCGGGUCAGAGGGCAGGCCGUCAUGUUGGCAGAGCUGAGUCCAGUCCGUCAGGUCCGAGAGCUGCCGGUCCAGAUCCAACAGUUGCUCCAAGGCCUGCAGGAACUGUCCAAGAUCCUCCUGCAGCUGCUGAUCAAUGCCACACCGCUCUACAGCCUGCUGCAGCAGCCGUCAGAGCAGGAGGUGGAGGAAUUCCUGAACCAGGAGAACAUCAAGUCCAACAGCUCGUCUCAUCGCAUCUUGGCUGACAGUCUGUCUUGUCCUCGGCGUCUCAGCUCCCAAGAUGCCCAAGGCUCCGGGGGCCUUUGGGGCCCUGACUGCCGCUCUAGCCUGAAGGAGCCCCUGGCCCCAGAGACUGAAGGCUCACCCGUCCCUUCUAAUGAUGGUGUGCAGCAUCAGUCCUUGGCCACUGAGGUGCUGCUCAUGUCACUCAAACAGUUUGUUGCUCAGAGUCAGGCGGCCUUUGAAUAUAUGAACCCCGAAACGACUGAUCCCACGGCCGACUAUUGAACGCCACACUGAGGGUUGACCUAGCCCUCAUCCACCACCUGUCCCUACCACCUCCCCAUGACCAAUCACAGGCUCCUGUCAUGGCCACAGGUGGUCAGACAUCUCUGCCUGAGCUGGUGUUGGUGUAUAUACAGUACAUGUGGUGACAGAAGCAAUAGAAGAUUAAUGUAGAUCAGUGAGAAUUUGUAGGUUUCAACAGUGAGUAGAGGCAGGAAAUGCUGUUAAUAUAGACAUUGGCCAACCUUAUCCUUGAAGUUACAGUGACACAAGUUAAAACAUGUUGGUCCCUUCAAGUACUGGUUUUAUUAAGAGUCAGGUUUCAUCUCUGAGCUCCAGUGUUUUCAG
Molecule: messenger RNA, 1714 nt
Organism: Monopterus albus (swamp eel)
Lineage: Eukaryota; Metazoa; Chordata; Actinopteri; Synbranchiformes; Synbranchidae
Product: perilipin-2-like
Exons: 8
Coding region: 17-1369 (450 amino acids)
Biological process (GO): positive regulation of triglyceride storage; lipid storage
Cellular component (GO): cytosol; lipid droplet
Source: RefSeq, a predicted model, not a curated record